CUGCAGUACCUCGGGCAUGUCCAGUCGUGGUUGUCCAAUGGCGACCUCAAAGAUGGCACGGGCUCGGUCCACGUCGCCCAGGAUGGUCUCCAGCUCAGCAAACUUGAUCCAGGUGGUGCAGUUCUCAGGACUGAACUCCAGGUAUUUCUCGUACAACUUCCUGCAGCGGUCAAACUCCCGCAGCUGCAGCUCCAGCUCGAUGUAGCCCUUCAGAAGUUUGUUUUUUGGACAUUUCCCAAUGGCUGUGCCCUGAAAAGGAGUACCUUCAAUAAAUAUUUCACUCUUCACCCGAGAGUGCGGGGCCACAAAGACAACAGUUCAGCCUCACCAUGACCUUUCUCGCUCCCUGUAGAUUCUUCUGUCGUAUCUCAAACUGAGCGUACAGCAGCCAAAUCUUUGCGAAGGUGAACUGAGAGAGACCAGACGAUUAUCAAAUGUGCUCACGAUGCAAACGACACUGACUUACUUUUUUGUGAGGGAUCAGAUCCAAGCAGGCCUGGUACACCUGCCUCGUCCUGUCAACAUCCUGACAACAGACACAAUGUAGUCCCCAUUAAGAAUUUGUACUUAGCAAAGCGCGUACAGUACGACGACGUGAGGAGAACAGCGCCCACCAUGACCUCCAGCUCUUCGUACAAUGCGUAGUUUAUCCACAGGUAGAUGUAGCGUCUCCAGUGCCUCUUCUCCUGGAUGGGCGGGACAUUGGCAAUGGCACGCUCGUACACGUCUCGCACUGUAUCGGGAUCUGCGUCGCUCUCCACCAGGCGGAGAUAAUCGAACCAGGCAUCGUAGUUGUGUGGGUUGGCCUACACACACACAAACAUGAGCAAAGAGAAGCCACGGAGGGACCCACUGAGAUGAGAGCAAUCAGUGUCCACCUUGACUUCCUCCUCGUACUGGAACCUUCUCUUGCUGACGAUGACGUCCUCGAUUCCCCGCCGGUCUCCAAAUUUCUUUUCGAACACUGUGUAGUUCUUAAAGAGCUCCUGGGCCUGCUGCUUCGGGAUCCUGUCCAAAGCGUACUUGUAGAUCACACGGACCCGCUCAAACUGACAAGGCAGAAACAUCAGUGAGUGCACCAUCUUUGUGUGUGGACAAGAGCACAUAUGAGAGGAACGACGGCACAAACUGACCUCCUUCUGAGUCUCCUCAAACUUGGCAAAGGCAACAAAGAGAUUCUCGUCCACGUGCUCCUCCCCGAAGAACUCCACGGCCCGCUCGUACACCUUCCUGCUGUGAGAGAUGUAACCAUGCUUCUCCUCAAAACGAGCAUACUUGAUCCAGUUCUUCACCUCAGGGUGAACCAUGACGAGUGCAGAGGAGUUAAGGAGCAAGCUCUGCGUUUGCAAAUGUAAUCGUCACUAAGAAGAGGCGGCGGUCGAAGGAUAUAUCUCUCGUAGAUGCUGCGAGCUUUGUCCACUUCCUUGUAGCGCAGCUCAAAGUUGAUGAAGGAAUGCCACGCCUGUUCUUCCGGCUCCCACUCCAUCCAGCGCUCAAACGUCUGCCUGCAGCCCGCCACGUUGCCCAGCAUCUCCUCCAUUAGAAACUUCAAGACAGGAUGAGGACCAUAACUUCAAGCAGCGGGCAAGUGGAAAGAGUGAGCGCCAGGAGGAGUGAAUCAGCUGAUGCUGAGGGCAUCGCCCGCCUCAUCUCCCCUACGGCCGAGGAGCUUUUUGGUCCAGUCAACGUCCUUCAUCUCCUGGAAAAAGCCAACCUGGCGGUGACCUUGGCCAAUGACAAGGACGAGGUGGUGGCCCACGCGUCGUUCUUCAACUAUCCUGCUGGGGAGCUGGUGGAUGCUGCUGACUGGGAAACGUUCCUGCAGAAAGGCUUCAUAGCUGAGGCCUUCACGCCUUGGAACACUCUCUUCAUACACCUGUUUGUGUCGGAGCACGGCUUCAUUACGGCUAGCUUUCAGCACAUCAUCAGGGCAGUGUUCAACACCACAGCUGAGCUUGAAUACGUGUGCCUGCUGAGCCCGAAAUCUGUCUGCUUAGAACCAUCUCUGGCAGACAUGUUUGAGCCUCUGCAGCGUCUGACAGAAAACAAAGAAGAAGAAGAUUCUCAGCUGUCAGCAUUGAUGUGUCACAGAAAUAGACUUUGUCCAAGACUUCUUGUCCGUCCUGCCAGGGUUGAAGACCAUGAUGACGUCAUGCACAUUGUGGCUGAGCAGACCAAGCUGCUGUCCUACAUGGACCAGCCUUACUUCCUGUCGGAGCUCAUCGAGGCUCAGGACGAGCACAACCACGCUGCUGUUUGUGAGUGCGACGGCGCCAUCACGGGUUUCAUCAGCGUCACUGCUGAGGUGGACUUGAGGAGACUGCAGGAACAUUUUGACCUGAGACACUUUGAUGGUUUGUGCAAACGACAACAAGGCGACAAUCCUCCUGAUGAGGCGGAAAAACCAGAACCAGAGCCAGAACCAGAACUAGAACCAGAACCAGAAACAGAACCAGAACUAGAACCAGAACCAGAACCAGAACCAGACCCAGACCCAGACCCAGACCCAGAACUAGAACAACAAGAGCAUUCUACUUCACUCCUGCAGGAGUCUUGGACCUCAGCGGAACCCAACGCCUUCUGUAUCCAGUUCUUCUUCUCGGAGAAGAACUACGAGAUCAGAUCACUGGACUUUAUUCCAUACAUUUUCCAGCUCUUCCCUGACCUGGACUUCUGCAUCAUCACCGUGCCAACCUUGUCUCCAGACUUCCCGCUCCUGCAGAACUUCCUGAGAGUUCCUCCACAAGCCAGCAGCUUGUUGCCCUCUGACCUCUACAUCCUGCACCGUGAUGGGCUCAGGUCUGUCACAGUGCGACCGGCGACCGCUUCUGACCGGCCGGCUGUGUCCGACCUGGUGCUGGAUUUGAGGAUGGCCGACGCCCUGCUGAAGGACCUGGACCUCGUCUUGACCCCCACUGACACCGCCGGGUGUCCUCUGCAGGCCUUCGUGGCCGAGGUAGACGACAAUCUCGUUGGCACGCUGAUCAUCAGAGAUGAGAAGGACAUGGAGUACAUUCGGGCCCACUACAACAUUGAGAACUUCAUCUACUUCAGCCAUCACGGCGACCAGGAGCAUGCGCAGGUCCGUCACUUUGUGCUCAAGCGUUGCUUCCAGCACUUCAGCAAACACGUGUUCAAGGAGACUCUGCGGCUGGCCCACAAGUCCUGCUUGUACCACCGGGUGUACCCGCUCAGCUCCAGCCAGGAGGACUGCUGUGUCCAUCAGCUGGAUUUUGUCUUCAACUGUGCCGUCCCCGUGCGUCCCAGACGUCAGAUCAUCUAUCCUCUGAAGGAGCUGGGCAUCAACGCUCCUGCCAGGAGCAUCACGGAGCUGCAGGCUCCCUUUGCUCUCAGCCUCAUCUGCCGCAAGCUGACCAUGGAGCCAAAGGUCACGGUCAAUGCCAGGAUUGUCCUGGUGGGGGCGUCCAACACGGGCCUGUCCUUCCUUGAGGUGCUUUGUUUCUGCCCUCAUCUGAGAUUCAACAACCUCACCCUCAUCUCAACGCACGGUUUCCCCGACGACCGCAGCCUCCGUGGCGCCAAGUUCCUGUCCACAAGCCAUGCCUACAGCGGCAGAGACCUGGACCAGCUGCCUCUGCGCUUCUGCGUUGCUGAGGUCGCCGCCAAGAUGGUCGGCAUCGACAGGAAGUCCAAACACGUGCUGGUGUCCAGCGGUGCUAAGAUUCCUUACGACUACCUGGUCCUCUGCACGGGCCUGCAGUACCAGGUUCCGUGCCCAACAGAAGCGGAUCAGAACCAGGUGGACACAAACAACCAGCUGCAGGGGCUGACCUGCCCACCCAGGUACACUGGGCCGGUACCGUCCAAUUUGUUCACUUUCAACGACCCCCACGACUGUGCGACCGCCCGCCAGUGGCUGCUCGACAACUUUUUGAGGACGAAAGAUAACGCCAUCGUCUAUGGAAACAGCAUCGACGUUUUCACCACCGUGGAGAUGUUGCUUCGUAUUGGAGUGCGAGGGCCCCGUAUUCACCUGGUCCUGCCUCCUCUGGAACGUGUCACCUGUAGCAACCCGCCUCCUGAUGCUGACCUGUCCAGUGAACCGCCUCCUGGCUGUGCCGCAUCUACGGAUUCAUCACCUGAGAGGGAUGGGUCAGUGGAGAAGUCACUCCCAGACUCUGACCCAGCUCCUGAGCCCAGUGUAUCUAAUGACCCGCCUCCUGACUAUGACAUAUCCAUGUAUCCCCCACCUAAGGGUGAUGAUUCCAGUGACUUGCCCUCAAAGCCCAGUGUAUCCAAUGCCUCGCUACCUGAGAGUGACGUCCCCAGUACCUCACCUCCUGAGCCCAGUGUCUCCAAUGAACCGCCUCCUGAACCCAAUGACUCGCCUCCUGAACCUAGUGUGUCAGAUGAACCGCCUCCUGAAACCAGUGUAUCUGGUGACCCUUCUCCUGAGGCCAGUGUCUCAGAUGAAACGCCUCUUGAACCCACUGCCUCAGAUGAGCCAUCUCCAGAGGCCAGUGUCUCAGAUGACCCGCCUCCUGAUCCCAGUGUCUCAGAUGACCCGCCUCCUGAGCACAAUGUAUCUGAUGACCCGCCUCCUGAUCCCAGUGUAUCCGAUGACCCUCCUCCUGAGGCAAGUGCAUCCGAUGACCCGCCUCCUGAGGCAAGUGAAUCUGAUGAUCCACCUCCUGAGCCUGGUGUCUCCAAUGAUCAGUCUCCUGAGGCUGGUUUAUCCAAUGAACCGUCUCCCGAGCCCGGUGUAUCCAAUGAUCCGUCUCCCGAGCCCGGUGUAUCCAAUGAGCCGUCUCCCGAGCCCGGUGUAUCCAAUCACCCGUCUCCCGAGCCCGGUGUAUCCAAUGACCCGUCUCCCGAGCCUGGUGUAUCCAAUGACCCGUCUCCCGAGCCCGGUGUAUCCAAUGACCCGUCUCCCGAGCCCGGUGUAUCCAAUGACCCGUCUCCCGAGCAUGGGGUAUCCAAUGACCCGUCUCCCGAGCCUGGUGUAUCCAAUGACCCGUCUCCCGAGCCCAGUGUAUCCAAUGACCCGUCUCCCGAGCCCGGUGUAUCCAAUCACCCGUCUCCCGAGCCCGGUGUAUCCAAUGACCCGUCUCCCGAGCCUGGUGUAUCCAAUGUCCAGGCUCCCGAGCCCAGUGUAUCCAAUGACAUAUCUCCUGAGCCCAGUGUUUCCAAUGAGUUGCCACCUGAGAGUGGUGUCUCCAAUGACCCGGCUCCUAAGCCCAGUGUCUCCAAAGACUCGCCUCCUGAGGCCAGUGUCUCCAAUGAUCCCCCUGCUGAGCCCAGUGUCUCCAAUGCCCCGCCUGCUGAGGCCAGUGUCUCCGUUGAUUCGCCUCCUGAGGCCAGUGGCUCCAAUGAAUCUCCUGCUGAGCCCAGUGUCUUCGUUGAUGUGCCUCCUGAGACCAGUGUCUCCAAGGAACCGCCUCCUGAGCCCAGUGUCUCCAAGGAACCGCCUCCUGAGGCCAGUGUCUCCAAUGAAGCGCCUCUUGGCUGUGACUCAUCCAUAGAUCCACCGCCUGAGAGUCGUGUCUCCAGUGAACCACCCCGUGAGCCUAGUGUUUCCUACUUUGCUGACCCGGCUGUGGAGAGCGCUGUGAUGUCAGCCAUGAAGAAGGCCCACGUGCAGGUCCACCGAGACUGCGUGCUGACCCAUAUGAAUAAUGGAGGCCAUCCUGAUCCUCUCACGUCGGUUUCUUUUAGCACCGCUUCAGAACCUCUCCACCUGCGAUGCGGAGUGUUCAUCAACCUGUCCAACAAAGGAGUGGACUACGACGCCUUUAGGAGCAUCAGCAGCUCCUUCCUGGUCUUCGACGGCCGGCUGGUUAUCGACGCCAUGUUUCACACUAACGACGCUGCCAUCUGGGGCGCGGGCCCACUUACCAAAUUUUCUCGGUCAUACUACAGCGAAGAGUGGUCCCACGCCAACUUCAACUCCAAGGAGGUGGGCCAGGAGCUGGCGGCCAUGUUGCUGACCCACUUCGACCCCACGCUAGAGCCGGCUGACGAGUCCCCAGCCGCCUCGACCCGACUGGUUCCCAUUUACACACAACCCAAGAUCCAAGGUGGGAAGUUACCAGGAAGAUUAAACUAUCUUCACGUCACCAAAUCAGCUGCCAGCGGCCUGCCAGGACUUCCUGUUGGAUGCGGCCGACACGUGGCGACGGGCCAGGCGGAGAGCGGCGACUACUUCUGUCUGCACCUGGACCACAACGAGGUGGUGGAGACCCUCACCUGCUUGUCGAUGAAGCCCCUCCCCGUCCCCAACCUCCUGUGUCUGUACGGCAAACACCAGCAGCUCCUGGGUCAGCUCCUGAUCCGCCUACAUCUGGGUCAGAUCCAGGACCUGUACAGUUUCUUCAAGCAGAGCUGGUGUCUGGCCAUCUUUCACGACCGCUUCUCUGACUUUGAGGAGGAGCUUUUUCAUUUCACCUCAGCCAACGUGAAGGAUGGCGAGUUGACACACAGGGUGACAUUAGACGAGGGCGUCCCCGCUCAGCACGUGCUGAAGGACGCUGCCACUAGAGCAGCGCUGAGGAGGAGCGCUGCCAAGUAUUUGUCUUUCAACAGAAACCUGCUGCCCAUGUUCACCUGCCCGCUGGACAAGUAACACCCCUUCCUCCCUAUUUUGAAUCCCAACUUUGAUUCGAUUAAGAAAUAAUUUUAUUAUUUUUACUUUCACUGUAGUAGCGGAACAUUGACCGACUUCAUUAGAUACACUAAUGAGAGCCAAUUCAUGAUAAUGCAGACUUUUGAUUGACAGUCAUUUCAUGUUUAUUAUUGUGCUUGCAUGACACUGAGCGGUGUCCCUAAUAUUCUGAGCGCCUUAUUGAGGUCACUUGAAUGGUUUAUUAAGUGUAAAAUGAAAAAGUGUAAAUUAAGUGUAGGAAAUAAGAACCAUACGCUCUUCCAGCUGUAUGCUAAUGAGGCACACAUACACACAACAAACAGCUGUUUGUCAAAUAUCACAAGUUAGCAUCGCAAUGAACAAACAUGAUUAUUAUUUUCUAUGUUAGAUGAUGCCAACUUUUAUACUUCUAUUGGCUGCUCAGGUCACAUGACCACAUGUCAUUCCACCAUAACUUUUCAUAAUCACUUCAGCCCAUUUGGACCCCCCGCCCCCAAAAACACACAUGAUUACACUCAGCACGUGCCUGUGACACCCCCUCCCAAUGGGACCCUUCUAAUGUGACCCCCUCUUACCCCCAAUGUGCCCC
Molecule: messenger RNA, 7190 nt
Organism: Dunckerocampus dactyliophorus (ringed pipefish)
Lineage: Eukaryota; Metazoa; Chordata; Actinopteri; Syngnathiformes; Syngnathidae
Gene: cfap61
Product: cilia and flagella associated protein 61
Exons: 25
Coding region: 1559-6583 (1674 amino acids)
Source: RefSeq, a predicted model, not a curated record